Molecule: messenger RNA, 2558 nt
Organism: Rubroshorea leprosula
Lineage: Eukaryota; Viridiplantae; Streptophyta; Magnoliopsida; Malvales; Dipterocarpaceae
Source: the annotation of a GenBank genome assembly
AGAACAAAAUGCAUUUGAACUAUUGUCUUGAUUCUUCCGAAGAGAGAGUAAAGCGUGCAAAAAUUGUCCAAGAUUACUUCUGCUUUUGUUCCCUCCUUUUUCAUCCUUACUCGUGUUCUCUACUUAAAGAUUUUGACUUUAAGCAAAUUCAUCCAUCCCCUUUUUUUUGCGCUUUAAACCAUCAAAGCAGAGGUAUCAGCAACAUGGUUGAAGCCAAAAGAUUUGGGCAAUCCCACGUUUUUAGUAUCACAUGAAAAAGAAACCAAAAAAAAGCAGAGAAAAAUGCAUGGCAUGACCCACAAGAGAGGCCCCAGUGCUUUGGACGAUUGCAAUCUAUGGUUUGGACACCAUCGGUUUGACAAAAUUUGCCAAAGAUGUUAAACAAAGUCUGUCUUUGUCCUUUUUCCUUAACCCCACUUCUCCAUUCUCGUUUACUCUCUUAAGUCUAAACUUCUCGUUCUUUACCUCUUACUCUCUUAAUUUUCCAUGGACAAGCGGCAGCUAUCCCUGGCUAAGAGUGCCAGGCAGAGAUGCAAUGAAUGGAUUUUUCGGGAUGUUGCAACUGACAUCACUAUAGAGGUCAAUGGAGGGACGUUUGCACUGCAUAAGUUCCCUCUAGUUUCUCGAAGUGGGAGAAUCCGGAAGUUAGUUGCAGAACAUAGGGAUUCUUAUGUCUCAAGAGUGGAACUUCUUAAUCUACCAGGAGCUACUGAGUCAUUUGAGCUGGCUGCAAAAUUCUGUUGUGGUAUUAACUUUGAAAUUACAUCAUCAAAUGUGGCUCAACUCUGCUGUGUUUCUGAUUACUUAGAAAUGACUGAAGAGUUCUCAAAAGAUAAUCUUGGUUCUCGUGCUGAAGAAUAUUUGGAGAGCAUUGUUUGCAAGAAUCUUGAAAUGUGUGUUGAAGUUUUGCAACAAUGUGAGAAGCUACUUCCUCUGGCUGAUGAGCUGAAGAUAGUUAGUCGUUGCAUAGAUACAAUAGCUUCCAAAGCCUGUGCUGAACAGAUUGCUUCAAGCUUCUCACGUUUACAGUACAGCAGUUCAGGUAGGCUUCACAUGAACAGACAUGCCAAAUGUGAAGGAAACUGGUGGAUAGAAGAUCUGUCUGUUCUUAGGAUAGACCUGUAUCAAAGAGUGAUGACAGCAAUGAAAUACCGUGGGGCCCGUCCUGAGAGUGUUGGUGCAUCCCUUGUAAAUUAUGCCCAAAAGGAGCUGACCAAGAAAGUCAGUUUAUGGAAUCCAUCUGGACAGGCAAAAGUUGAUCUGACUUCAGAAUCAAAUUCAAAUGAACGAGUUGUGGUUGAAACCAUUGUCAGCCUUUUGCCUGUUGUAAAACUUCUUGUUCCUAUCACUUUUCUUUUCGGUCUUCUGUGUAGUGCGGUGAUGCUUGAUUGCAGCAUUGACUGUAGACUUGAUUUAGAGAGAAGAUUGGAUCUCAUUCAAAGGAUCUUAGUAAAUUUCUCACAACAAGAUGAUAGUGAUGAAGAUUUGGAUGAUGCAUCUGUUUUUGAGUCAGAUAGUCUUCCUUCACCAUCCCAAACUGCUCUGUUUAAAGUUUCAAAACUAGUUGACAAUUAUCUUGCUGAAAUUGCUCCCGAUGCAAACCUAAAGCUUUCAAAGUUCAUGGCCAUUGCCGAAACUUUGCCAACACAUGCUUGUACCAUUCAUGACGGGCUAUAUCGUGCCAUUGAUAUUUACCUGAAAGCUCAUCAGGGUUUAUCAGAAAUAGACAGGAAGAAGCUUUGCAAAUUAAUUGAUUUCCAAAAGCUCUCGCAAGAAGCUGGUGCACAUGCUGCACAAAAUGAACGCCUUCCCCUCCAAUCCAUUGUCCAAGUGCUCUAUUUUGAGCAAUUAAGGCUCCGGAAUGCUCUGUGCAGCUCCUAUGCUGAUGAUGAUCCCAAGCCAAUGCAGCAGUCAUGGAGGAUCAACAGUGGUGCACUCAGUGCAGCAAUGUCUCCUCGAGACAACUAUGCAUCAUUGAGGCGAGAAAACCGUGAGCUAAAACUUGAGCUUGCUCGGUUACGGAUGAGAUUAAAUGAUCUAGAGAAAGAUCAUGUCUGCAUGAAGAGAGAUAUGGCAAGGUCUCAUUCUCGUAAGUUCUUAACUUCUUUCUCAAAGAAAAUUAGUAAACUGAGCUUCUUCACUCAUAGUUCUUCAAGGGGAUCAAGUUCUCCCUCAAGGCACUCCUACAGAACAGAUUCUAAGGUGCUAGAGAGAACCUGUGCAUGUACAGAUUAAGUAAUUAGGGCUUCCCACAUUUGUUUUUUGGCUUUUUCCUCUGAAUCUGUUGAGUAAAGCCAUCUUCUAGCAACCUUUUUGUUUAUUGUUUUUGACCUUUUUCCCCUUUAGCCACUUUGUAUAUUAGUUGUUAUAGUUUGAGGUAACUGGAGUAGGGGCUUUUCUGUUGAUUCGCAAGUUGUGCUCUUUACUCUUUGGAGAAUGUUACUUUGAUCCUGUCUGAAUACUUAAAGGGGAUUUCCAUUGUACGUAUGUUGACAUUAUUUACUUGGUUGUGUUGCUAUUCACAUGAUUUUAGCUUGUGAUAAACAAGAAAUACAACU